Messenger RNA from Hippocampus zosterae (dwarf seahorse), 609 nucleotides. RefSeq lists its product as uncharacterized. Gene Ontology annotation, biological process: fructose 1,6-bisphosphate metabolic process; negative regulation of programmed cell death; fructose 2,6-bisphosphate metabolic process. Gene Ontology annotation, cellular component: cytosol. Gene Ontology annotation, molecular function: fructose-2,6-bisphosphate 2-phosphatase activity. Bases 1 to 609 code for a protein of 202 amino acids. The transcript is spliced from 2 exons. The record is from RefSeq and is a predicted model, not a curated record. Lineage: Eukaryota; Metazoa; Chordata; Actinopteri; Syngnathiformes; Syngnathidae.
AUGGAUUUCGAAUGCUCUUUCGAGCUGUGGCUGGUCCGCCACGGCCAGACCGAGGACAACCUCACCCGCACCAUCGCCGGCCAGGGCCCCUCCCAGCUCACGCCUCACGGCGAGCAACAGGCCCGCAGGCUCGGCAAGCGCCUUGCCGCCACGCCCUUCGACCUGGCCUUCGUCUCCGACUUGCCCCGUACCAAGAAGACCUUUGACAAUAUUAUUCUUGAGCACAAGACUCUCCCGCCCCCGGUUCUGACUGCACUAUUACGGGAGAAGGCGGCAGGGGUCAUGCAGGGCAAGUCGGUCUCUGACUGGGACAAACUGGCCAAGCAGUUCGAAGCCGAUAAAAAGGGCGCCUACAGGGAAUUCAAAGCCAAAGAUGCCGAGUCGUGGGUCGACGUCAACCGCCGGGCUGAAGUGCUGGUGGUCACGCAUGGAGGCUUCAUUAUGGAGUUCCACAACGUAGUGAACAAGCUCACGGAGGGGAAGGCGCCUGAGUUCCGGAACACCGCCAAGAACUGCUCGAUCCACUCUUUCAAGGUGGUGCGGGCGGAGGGAGGGCUGAGGGUAAGCAAGCUGCUGGUGAACGACAACACGCACCUGGAGGAAGAUUGA